Messenger RNA from Drosophila novamexicana, 3458 nucleotides. RefSeq names its product potassium channel subfamily K member 4. NCBI's taxonomy places the organism in Eukaryota, Metazoa, Arthropoda, Insecta, Diptera, Drosophilidae. Gene Ontology annotation, cellular component: membrane. The record is from RefSeq and is a predicted model, not a curated record. The coding region runs from base 318 to 3224 and encodes 968 amino acids. Gene Ontology annotation, molecular function: potassium ion leak channel activity. Gene Ontology annotation, biological process: stabilization of membrane potential; potassium ion transmembrane transport. The transcript is spliced from 3 exons.
UACGAAAAGCUGAAUAUGAAUAUGAAUUAUGUGGAUUGAGAGAUAUUGGGAUUUGAGAGUCCAUAGGAAUCGCCCCGCUUAUUACACUUGACACGCCUGGUCGAGCGCUAUAAAAAGAAAUUGCACGCGAAAGUGAUAUAAUUACGUAUAGAAAUAAUUUUCCAUUUGGGCAAUUGAAAUACAAAUAUGAACGUGUGAUAAAAAUAGAGCCAAUGCGGAGAAGAGAGAUAGAGUGAGAGCGAGAGAGAGAGAGAGAGAGAGACGAACGUUUAAGUAAACUCUGAGCAUAAGCAGAAUUUCUGAAAUUGGACUGCGCCAUGGAGAAUGCCGGGCAUCAGGGAGCUGUGGCAUCGUCCAGGCAGAUACGACACCGCCGCCGCAUGGCACGCAGUCAGCGCGAGCAGACGCCCGACGCCAGCCGGAGGUACUCGGACCACCAACGGGAGGAUCAGGAUGAGGAUCAGGAGCCGACGGCACAGCACGUGUCCAUGCAGAUUCGUCCGCCCGGUGUAAUGUCCGCCCACGAGAGCAAAAUCCUGCGACGAAGGGACAAAAGCUUCGCGGGCGUCGCGGCGCGUAGCCAGAGUCAACCGCGCGAGGCCGAGAAGCUGAGCAUUCCCGAUGCCCACCAGCUGAUCAAGCACCAACGCAGUCUGUCGUCGCCGCGGCACAAGGACGAGUCCAGCGAGAGCGAGCUGACGGGCAGCUCGCAGUCACAGUACACGGCCCAGCAGAAGCGGGGCAGCAACGGGGACACGCUCAGCCGGCUGGAGCAGAACAUGCUGCGCUUUGAGGAGGAGCGACGCCGCUUCGAGACAGAGAAGCGGCUGUUCGAGCGCGAGCGGCGGGAGCACAAGGUGCGUCAUCGCCAGCAGCUGGACCACGAGGAGCGCAAACGGCUGCUGCAAAACUACCGCAAGAUCAGCGACGGCUUCCAGCUGCCGCAGGACGAGGAGGAGCGCCGCCGACUGGUGCAGAGCCUGCGCCUGCAGCGCCACGAGGCGCCCUCUGUGCGUCUGCGCAAUCGCAGCAGCGGCUACGAGGAGUCGUCCACCCAGUUCAGUUCCUCCGAUGCGGACACGACUGAGGAAAGGCACACCAAGGUCAAGAAGGCAGCACCUCCGCUGCAGGGCUAUGUAGCUGUGCCCAUUCGUGGAGCACCACCCCCGCCGCCGACCACCCAGGCAGCACCCAAGCCACCGGAACGCCACUCGGUCAGUCGAAACAAUUCUCUAUCGCCCGUGCGUCCCCAGAGACGCUCGAAGACGCCCGAGCAACGAGAGGCACAGGCAGAGCAAUCCAGCCGCAAAUCGGAAUAUGUGGAGGUGGGCGAGUCUGCGGUCGAGCAGCCCGUCAGGCUGAAGCUCAGCGAGGAGGAGCAGCGCGCAGAACUGCGUAGAGCCUAUGUGGAGGCAGCCGAAAGAGCCGCAGCUGCUGAGGCGGCACUGAUCAAAAGUCUGGACAAAGUGAGGCGCAGCAACAGCCUAAAGGUGCCAGAGCUGGAACCAACUGUCAAGCCGGAGACCAAGCGCAGCUCCAGCCUGGAGCGACCAGCGAGGGCAAAGCGCACAGCCAGCCUGGAGCGGCCGAAGAAACAGGAGGAGGAGCCACAGCCCAUUGAAGCAGAGCCUCAGGCAUUGGAAACCGAAACGGAAGUGUGUACAAUAGAGAAACCCUCACUCCUAAGGCGGCUAGGCAACCUUUUCAGGAGCAAACAGCGUGUCGGGCAAACCAGAUCUGUGAUUCCAAUGGAAACCUCAGACCAAAAAGAAAUUUAUAGCUGCAUGUCGAGGGCAUUUCUGGUGCGGCUGCGCUUGGAGGCGGUGCACGAGUGGCGGCGCCUCAAGCUGGACUAUCCCGUGCGCAUGGCCGAGAUGCGACGGCUGCGGAACGAGUGCAUCGCCCACAUCAUAUUGCUGAUCCUGCUGCUGGGCUUUGGCGGACUGCUGUUCCGCUACACGGAGGGCAUGUCGGAGAACAUCUACAAGUGCGAGGUGCGCAAGGUGAAGCGCGACUUUAUCGACAAUCUGUGGACAGUCAGUCACAACAUGAGAGAGGAUGACUGGAAGUCCUUGGCCCGCCAGAAGCUACGCAAUUUCGAGGAUGAGCUCAACACGCUGGCAGAGCUCGGUCUGCGCCGAUAUCCAGGGCAAAAGUCAUUCAACUUUGUCAACUGCUUCAUAUAUUGUUGGACCGUCAUCACAACCAUAGGUUACGGACACAUAACACCGAAGACAACUGUGGGACGCUCGUUGACUAUCAUCUAUGCCAUCAUUGGCAUUCCGAUGUUCCUGAUUGUGCUGGCGGAUUUGGGUAAACUCUUCACGCGCUGCGUCAAGUUCCUGUGGGCGUAUGUGAGGCGCGUCUACUACACUCGCUCCUGUCGCCAGAUUCGAAAGCAGCAGCAGGUGCGGGAUGCCAUGACUGGAUUCAAUACGGUCUACGACAUGGCUAUACGCCGGCCCAGCAUGUUCUUCGGCAUGACUGACGCGCCCGCCGAUGCCGAAUCGCAGGCAGACGGCGAUGCUGAGGCUGGCAAGUCGUUGGGCACCUCGCACCCGGAGACACCGACAUCUCCAUAUCCCGAGACCUUCGAGGUGGAUGACGAGUUCAACUUGCCGGUUUCGGUGGCCACCAUGCUGCUCAUUGCCUACAUACUGUUGGGCAGCGUGGGCUACACAUUCAUUGAGACGAGCUGGUCAUUUCUGGACGCCUUCUACUUUGUCUUCAUCUCGAUGUCCACGAUUGGAUUUGGCGACCUGGUGCCGGGCAAUCCGUUCUACGUGAUGGUCAGCAUGAUCUACCUGAUAUUCGGCCUGGCUUUGACAUCUAUGUUCAUCAACGUGGUGCAAAUAAAGCUCAGCGAUCACUUCAAGCGCGCCAGCGCCAAGGUCGGCGCCACCAUCGGCAUGGGCAUGGCCAGCGAGUUUGGCGACGAGCUCGGCUCCCAGAUCAAGACCCCGUCGGAGCUGGCUUCCGUGCACGGCUCGCGCCUGGGUCCCAUUGAGGAGGAUGGUCGCGAGACGCCAGCCAACGGAGCAGCUGCACCCAGUGCUAGCCCAGUGCCGCCGCUGACAUCGAUAUUGCGAGCACCACGCCCCCUUUCGCCAGCCUACAUCACAAGGGAAAGCCCACCUCCAUUGAUGCCCAAGCGCCAAUUGGAUGCCCAACAGCAGCCGACACCGUCCGAGAGCGAAACAAAGAAAAAGUAUAGAUUCUUCUAGGAUAUAUAUUUUUAUUCACGUCAGCUCGAUUUCUUAAUCGAACUUAAAGCUUAAUGAAAUUGGGAGUCUCGACACCUGAAAAAUACUUAUAGGGAAAUUGAAAAUGACAAGAAAACUGCAAACGAAUUUAUGCUUGACAAUAUGGGUUUAUUUAUUUGUUCAUCAAAUAAGUAAUUAAGUUAUUCUUACUUAUAAUAAAAUAAUGCAUGAAUUUACAUUUGUUUUUAUUUGCUU